AUGGCAUCAUCAAAUGGCCUGCCAUCCUCCUGGCAUUCCGGUCCAGACGAUGCUUUCCACGGCAAAAUCACUGCAGAUGGCCCCUUCAAGGCCGAGAGAGGCCGCUAUCAUCUCUACAUCGGCCUCUUUUGCCCCUUCGCCCAUCGCCCAAAUGUCAUGAUGCACCUCAAACAGCUCGACAAGUACGCCGGCAUCGAUACGAGCAUUGUCCGCGCUUAUCCCAAGGGCACGGAUGGCUGGCCGGGCUGGCGAUUCAAUCAUCCCGAUGACCGGGAGAAUGAGUACGAAGGGUCUACGGAUGAUAAGCUGUUCGGGUUCAAGUUUAUGCAUGAGGUUUACUUCAAAGCCGAUCCGGAUUACAAGGGCAAGUACUCUGUUCCUGCGCUGUGGGACAAGAAGCUCAAUACUAUUGUCAACAACGAGUCUUUGGAGUUGUUGCGGGAUAUGCAGACGGCUUUUAAUACUUUACUACCCUCCAAGCUUGCAGAGAUCAACUUGUAUCCCGAGGAGUUGAGAGAAGACAUCGACCGCAUCGGCGCAUGGAUGCAGCGCGAUCUCAACACCGGUGUAUAUAAAGCCGGCUUCGCCCCCGACGAAGAAACGUACAUCAAAAACCUGCCCCCCGUCUUCGCAGCCCUCAACAAACUCGAGAAAAUCCUCCAUUCCAACCCCGGCCCCUACAUCCUCGGCACGCACCUCACCGAACUCGACGUCCGCGCCUACGCAACGCUCAUCCGCUUCGACGUCGUCUACGUCCAGCACUUCAAAUGCAAUCUCGGCACCAUCCGCUACUCCUACCCGCAUCUGGAAAACUGGCUGCGCACCAUGCACUGGGAGUGUCCCGCUUUUCGGGAGACUACCGAUUUCAAGCAUAUCAAGGAGAACUACACCAAGAGUCACUUUGAUAUUAACCCCAAGGCUAUCACGCCGGUUGGCCCUUGGCCGCAUAUUGAAAAGGGGAUUGAGAAGGAUCGGAGCAAGUUGAGGGUGGGGGAGAUUGAUAUGCCGGAGGUGUUGGAGUGGGAGAAGCGGUUGGAGUAG
This is a messenger RNA of Neohortaea acidophila, 1041 nucleotides long. RefSeq names its product glutathione S-transferase. NCBI's taxonomy places the organism in Eukaryota, Fungi, Ascomycota, Dothideomycetes, Mycosphaerellales, Teratosphaeriaceae. The transcript is spliced from 2 exons. Gene Ontology annotation, molecular function: glutathione transferase activity. The record is from RefSeq and is a predicted model, not a curated record. Bases 1 to 1041 code for a protein of 346 amino acids. Gene Ontology annotation, cellular component: cytoplasm.